AUGGAUGUGGAUCGCGCUCUCGACGAAAUAGUGUCUGAACGCCAUAGAGGUGGACGACCUCGAGGACGCCGUGGUGGCCGCAGAAAUGAUCGGAAUGACUAUCCUCGUGACGGCAUAAGAAAGUCGACUCGAGAAGACAAUAGAAACAUAGACUCUGAGUGGGUUCACGAUAAGUUUGAUGACAAUUCCAGUCAACGACCCAUGCGCAAUGAUAGACGUUACUCUCCGGAGCGAUCCUACGACGCUCCCAGUGCCAAGCUCCGUGUCGAGAAUCUACACUACGAGUUGACGGAGGAGGAUUUGGAUGAUCUAUUCAAUCGAAUUGGCCCAGUUAUCAAGCUCGAGCUUCUGUACGACCGCUCCGGCCGCUCAGAUGGCGUCGCCUACAUUACCUACGAAUCCCAUUACGACGCCAAGAAGGCGAUUCGGGAGUUUGAUGGUGCAAAUGCAAAGGGACAACCAAUACGCCUAACGGCCGUCCCAACAGGUCCCACGGGAGGAGGCCGUCGUAAUCCCUUCGAUUCCGUCGUUGCGCCAGGCCGUCCAUUGGAAGACCGCAUCUCAAUCCCCAAAGGCCGCAACCGUUCCGAUUCGCCAAUCCGCCAUUCAGACGUCAGGGGCCCACCACCCACCAAUGUCGACCGCUACGUACCAGGCCAAGGCAGCCGCUCACGCAGUCCUGCACCCCGCCGAAGAGAUGGCCGACGUCCUGGUGCGCGACGAGAGCGUGUGGAGAGACGAGGAGGCCGUGGUGGUCGGGGAGGAGAGAAUCUCGCGAGGGAUGGUAGACCAAAGAAGACGCAAGAGGAGCUUGAUGCUGAGAUGGAGGAUUAUUGGGGUGGGAAAGAGAACGGGGCUAGUGCAGAUGCUCCUGUUGAACCUUCCGCGCCUACUGUAGACGAUGUUGAGAUGGUUGAGUAA
Lachnellula hyalina is the source of this 921-nucleotide messenger RNA. Its product is annotated as putative RNA-binding protein. The transcript is spliced from 8 exons. Lineage: Eukaryota; Fungi; Ascomycota; Leotiomycetes; Helotiales; Lachnaceae. Gene Ontology annotation, biological process: mRNA export from nucleus. Gene Ontology annotation, cellular component: nucleus. Gene Ontology annotation, molecular function: mRNA binding. The record is from RefSeq and is a predicted model, not a curated record. Bases 1 to 921 code for a protein of 306 amino acids.